UAUGGUUACAGUGAGUAACUUGUAAACGGCGUGUUAGCUUAACUUUCCCCUAAGUAAAGCUCGUUUCUUUGCUCUAUGGAAAAGACUGUUUUUUUUUAAUCAAGCUGCCAGGUUAAGAGGAGCAUUAAACGAUUCAGCAGGGAGAGUGACCCUUGAAUAAUGGACCCUCCUGGUGAAGAUGACUCUGGCCUGUGUGUGCUCCUUCAGCAUCGCAGCAUCAUCACGUCAACAUUGUCCUCUCUGGAGGAAGAGGAGACUCCUGACCUGCACCUGAGCCUUGAGUGUGGCAGCAGUGCAGACAAAAUGCAGAGCCCAAGGCCAGAGACCCCCCGUGUCCCGCCUGAGGGGCCCGAACCCGAGGAGCCCACCAAGCACCCCGCCUCUCGCACUCUGUUCCUGAGCAGGACAAAUCUGAAGGAGGUGGCGGACAGCGUCCUGCAAAACAGCUCACUAAAGAAUUUAUAUCUUGAGGGUAAUCAGAUAUCCAAUCUCCCGGACUCGAUGUUCAUCAGCCUGCCCAAUUUGCUGUGGUUGGACCUGCGAAAUAACCAGAUCACAUCCAUUCCUGCAGGAAUUGGCUUGCACAGAUCUCUGAAAACAUUACUGCUGGAGGGAAACCCAAUCGCAGAACUUCCACCAGAGCUGGGUAACGUGAUUACCCUCAAAGCCCUGAGCCUGAGGAACUGCCCCAUCCGAUUCCCUCCCCAGCACAUUGUGUACCAGGGGCUCCCGUGCAUCCUCCUGUACCUGAGGAGCGCCAUGGCUGAGCGAACAGUCAGCGCCAGAAAGUCUUGUCCAGAUUUGCCUCCGGUGGAGAGGCUGCAGCUGUCGGAGCUGGUGAGGUCCAGUGUGGAGGAGCAGGACGAGUCGGUGGAUGAGGAGGCGCUCCAGAAGUUCAGGGAGCUCAAACACAGGAUGAUGCUGCUGGACAGGGCUGAGCUGGGCUGCCAACCCCUGACACCGCAGGGUGACAGAAACCACACACCCCCACACCCUCUCCCUCUCAUCAGCAGAAAAAAAGAGAUUACCAAGGCCAACAUUAUUCUCGAGCUCCCUCUGUGUGACGUCCAGCACGCCAAGAGGUCAGUGGAAAGGAGACUGACUGCAGUGAAAGAGCUGAGAGAGAAACAGAUUGUUCUCGAACAGAGAAAAAAAGACCAGGAGUUUCUUCAGGAGUGGCGCACACAUGCCAAGAUCAUGCAGGGGAGGAAAAUGCUUAAGAACAAACGUGAGAGACAUGAAAAACAAAGGAGGAAAGAGGAAGCAGAAAAACCUGUAGGCACUGCAGAGGCAGAGCUCGGUGCAGCUGACAGGAGCGAUGGUCCCCAGAGGCUGCAGACGUCCUACAGGUCCCAGGAGGAGCGUGAAGAGGCCAGAGCGGCCCGUGACCACGAGCUGGAGCAGCGGAUCCGUGCCCAUAUGAAGAAGAUGCAGCAGAGGCACAGGAGGCCCAGGGGCACUGUGGCAGAGAAGACGGUCGCAGCACAGCAAGAUCUAGAAGAGACGAGAAAGUUACACGCAGAGCUUAUGGAGAAGAAACGGCACAAAGAGACUGAAUAUCGUUUCACUGCCUUCACCGGAGGCACCUAAUUUCUUAGAUAAAUGAAACACCUUUAUGCAUAAUGCUGUAACUAUUUUAGUUUUGUCACAUUUAAUGCACCUUUGAACCAGUAAUUGCAUUACGAAUGUCCAUCACAGUACAGUAAAGAUCACAAGAGUGUUACUCAACAAAUGCAUGCUUUGCAUUUUUCCACAGCAUGCUGCUUUUUCUUUGUCUUCCUUUUUUUCUUCACACAACAGACAUGAUUUCAGCAAAUAAACCUCUACCUUUCAAUGGCU
Myripristis murdjan (pinecone soldierfish) is the source of this 1839-nucleotide messenger RNA. Its product is annotated as leucine-rich repeat-containing protein 27. Gene Ontology annotation, cellular component: cytoplasm. Bases 160 to 1590 code for a protein of 476 amino acids. The record is from RefSeq and is a predicted model, not a curated record. The transcript is spliced from 11 exons. Gene Ontology annotation, molecular function: protein binding. Lineage: Eukaryota; Metazoa; Chordata; Actinopteri; Holocentriformes; Holocentridae.